Messenger RNA from Suillus subaureus, 1677 nucleotides. RefSeq lists its product as uncharacterized. The record is from RefSeq and is a predicted model, not a curated record. NCBI's taxonomy places the organism in Eukaryota, Fungi, Basidiomycota, Agaricomycetes, Boletales, Suillaceae. The transcript has 5 exons. The coding region runs from base 1 to 1548 and encodes 515 amino acids.
AUGCGCGAGGAUCUUCUUCGUCGGUUUGCGUUCGGUAUCACAAUCGAGGACACACAAAUGAGAUUGUGGCUCAGCAAUCGUGCGUUCCUUGCGGUUACAGAACCUAUCAACAUCUUCGAGAAUAUCGAUAGUGUUAUCUCGCUCUUUUACGCUCUUGGAUCUGCGUCUGCGUCUUCUAAUAUGAAAGAGCUCGGAUGGGACCCCACUGUCGAGCGGAUCCGUGAUGGGGAGGUUUUCCAAUACAAGUUCACUAUCGGGGACGAAGUGUUCACCACGACACGUGAACUUGCAACCUAUGGCGCAGACUCUAUGGUUGGGCGUGGAACUCGCGUGUACGAAGCUACAGACGCCGAGGGAAAGAAAGUUGCCGUCAAAGAUUCGUGGAGAGAAGCUGGACGUCAAUCAGAGGGCGAGAUCCUAAAAAAUAUCUUGGCUUCCUGUGAGGAGAAGCUGCAACCGGAUGAGUUGGCGAAUGCCAAGAGGCACUUCGUUGGAGUCCGGCUCUGGCAGGAUGUCGCAAUCGACGAUACCCGAGAUGAGACGCUGGACGUGAUGGCUGCAGAAGAGCAUAAUCAUACCUGGGUGUCCAUCGAUCUCAAUCCUAUCCUCUCCAAGACACUACAUUUAUCUAGCAAAGGCGACGUACCCGACUCUGGUCAGCUGUCUGCCUCUUUUCCCACACAACUGGGCAUUAUUGCGCACAAAGAAACUGGCAUCCCACGCAGAGUCCAUACUCGCACUGUCUUCCAUGAUGUCGGAGUCGCUCUCAAGGAUGUCACCUCUUUGGCCGAUCAUCUGACUUGCUUGUCCGGUGCACUUAUGGCCUUGUAUUACUUGCACAAAGCAGGCUGGGUUCAUCGCGAUUUCAGCGUCGGGAACGCAAUUUGGGUCGGGUACGCGAAAGAGAUAGAUUCAAAAACUUCUAAUGAUGUUCGAACGGGAACGAUGCAUUUCAUGGCUGUGGAAGUAGAAUGCCAGGAUUAUCUUUUCCUCCCAAUUUCCGACCCCCUCUCACCUGGUACAGACGCCCCGAUCAACCCUCCGUUUCGCAUGAAUUUCCUGCACGACAUUGAAUCUGUAUGGUGGGCUUUUACCUGGAUCUUCUUUUAUCACACGGACACAACAACGGAGAACGCCGGCCAUUCCUUUGAUGAUCAGUGGAACCAAUUCCAGUUGGCCUUCCCUGGUACGGUCGGCCACAUAUCACGCCGGGACUGCUUCACCAACAUUAGGGGACUCCAAAGCAACUGCAAAGCUGUCCUUUCAAAGACGUGCCAUAAUGUUUGCUAUCAUAUUCCUCAUUUCGCAAAAGCUCUCCAAGAUGGCUAUCGAAAGGCGGAGGCGAAUCAUCCCUUGCUAGCGCUUGACAACAUCCUUCUGGAAGAUAUGCAUGGAAAAGCUGCAGAAUUUCUCUAUGGUGCGCAAGAACGUGCUGGGGUUAUAGAACUUCAUCCGCUCCCAAACGUUCUGAAGCAGAAGAGACCCAGACCGGGAGAUGAGACAUCCCCUCCGCCAAAAUAUAAAGGGAAGAAGCCUCGACGCGAUUGAUUUUUGUUGUUUGUACGAGAAAGAACCAGGAGAUGGUAGCUUGGCGUCUCGUAUACGUAGCUGUGACUUCGUGGUUACAAAUAAUAGGAAUGUUCAUAGUACUCAAUUAUAUUUGGAGUUUCCAAGAAG